AUGACUAUGACUAUUUACAAAUUGCUAAACACGCAAAAAUUCAUUCCAGUUCAGUUUUUCAUAUUCUGCACAAGUUUGGUCACGGCUUUCAUUUUUUUCACAUCGUUGUUUAAUUGGACAACAACAACUUCUGCAAAUGCAAUUUCAAAAAAGUUAACUUUAAAUAACGAUAGCUUUUACACAAAAUCUACAAUGCAGUACAAGGGUGUUUUCGAUCCAAUGGAUGGUAUUGGAUUUGAUUUUGAGAAAUAUGAUAUCUCGCCGUUUCCCAAGUUUCAAGAUUUAGAGAAAUUACAUGUUUGUGACUUAUCUGUUGAUAAAUUGAAGCCAAGAACAACACCGGCUAAAUUACUAAAAGGGUUUCAUGAUUGUGUUGAUCCAUUAUUUGAAGAUGUUCUCAUUAAAAUGGAGCCCAAAAACUUUUCACUCGAAAUUUGCAAAAUAAUUAAAAAAUGCGAUACGAUUCCGGAAUUUACCAAUCUUUCAAUUGAUGAGUUUCCCAAUGAUCAUGAAAUCAAAUGGGCAAUCCUACCAAAAUGUGUGAGAUACUUUCUGGAAACAUGAUUUUUUUCUAAUUUCAUAUAAUUCCAGAAAGAAGAUAAUGUUAUGGUAACAUUAGGUAUUGGACUUGAUGUAAAAGCUGAAGUGCUACUCUCUAGAACUCUUCCAAAUACAACAUUCUAUGGGGCUGAUCCAAUUAUCCAACCAAAUCUUCAAAUGUACUCACAUUUUGGUGGAAAGUUUUUUCCAUUUGCAGUUGGAAAAGAUGCAGGAAUUAAUAGAUUCAAAGUUUUACCAAAUCAAAAUAAAAAAACAAGAGAAUACACGUAUCAAGAUGUCACUACAAUUGAUGUGCCAUAUUUUUUCAACAAUAUUCUAAAAUUGAAAAGAAUUGAUUUUUUAUGGAUUGAUAUUGAAGGAGGAGAAUUAACGUUUUUGCAUUACUUGAACAGGGGAAAUCAGUUUGAUAAACUUGGAAUCACAGUUUGUCAGUUCAACGUUGAAGUAAGUCUACAUUUUUAUAAAAUAUCGCAAAAAACUAUGUAAUGACUACCAUCUGAUUGUGAGCGAGUUAUGCAUCUUUGUGUUCUUCUCAGAGAAAGUCUGGCUUGAACGGCGCCGUCCGCCGACGAUUUUUCACCAUUUUAGAUGGGAAUCAUUACGCGGAUUCCGCGAAAAAAAAAAGAGAGUGUGUCGCAGGUUCUGAAAUCGUUAGCGACACAUUUCAGCAGAUCUGCGCAGACGACUGCGAUUAACUAAAAAGUGUCGCACGUUCGCUCAAAACGGUCGCACUUCUGCGCCACCAAAGAAUCUAGUCGCAAAUUAGCGCCAAGGUUGCUAAUUUUUUCCCGAGAUUGUUGCAGGUUCUGACGUUUGAUAUCGUUUUUUGCCCGAUAAGUGUAAUUUGUAUUUUCAGCUUCAUCCUGAUUUCUGGCCAAAUGGGUAUCAAAUUGUAUUUGAUUUCAUACCUCAAAUCCUCCGCGAAAAUCGAUAUGUUUUUCUGAAACCAUUAGAAACAACAACUGGUGUUUUCCGAUUAUUUUUCAUUAAUGUUGAAAAUCAAGAAUGUGUCAGAAAGUAUAUACAGUGA
Caenorhabditis angaria is the source of this 1591-nucleotide messenger RNA. NCBI's taxonomy places the organism in Eukaryota, Metazoa, Nematoda, Chromadorea, Rhabditida, Rhabditidae. The record is from the annotation of a GenBank genome assembly.